Drosophila subobscura is the source of this 4954-nucleotide messenger RNA. RefSeq names its product solute carrier organic anion transporter family member 5A1 (gene Oatp30B). Gene Ontology annotation, molecular function: protein binding. The coding region runs from base 499 to 4236 and encodes 1245 amino acids. Gene Ontology annotation, biological process: sodium-independent organic anion transport; transmembrane transport. The record is from RefSeq and is a predicted model, not a curated record. Gene Ontology annotation, cellular component: membrane. NCBI's taxonomy places the organism in Eukaryota, Metazoa, Arthropoda, Insecta, Diptera, Drosophilidae. The transcript is spliced from 9 exons.
AAAAACAAAAACAUGCAAAACGGUCGCAACGGGAAAAGAGUGUCGCACGAAAAUAACCGUGGUUUCGAAGAAAUACAGACCCCCUCGCGAUGCAUGUGUAAGAAUUGAUUUUACAAUAAUUAAAACGUGGCUUUAACUAAAAGGAACUAAAUUAAUGAAACAGCAAAGAAAAUCACAUAACAAAAUUUGUCAGCUAAUGCCAAAAUAAUGAAAUAGCAGAAUUUUUGUGUUUACAAAUAUUUGAAUGUGCGCAAGAAUCUCAAUGAACAAUCCGAUCGAAUGAAAAGUUGAGAAGAACAUUUGACUAGUGUGCAGCAGCUGUUUGAACGCUUGAUAAAGGAAGGAAGGACGGACUGCAAGUUGAAGGCUAUGCCUCACUGUCGGCUCAGAGUCUUAAGGAGCCGAAUGGAUGCGGAUUAUUGUUUGAUUGAUUGAUUGAACGAAUGAAUAAAUUGUGACCCCUCCUGAGUGCUGGUCACUGAUAAAUGCUACAACAGAAUGUCGACAAAACGCUCAUCCGGAACCGGGGCCCAGCAUAUCGAACAGUAUACGAAUCCCUCCUUCGAGGAGGAGUCCUGCGACACACCACAGGCCACAGGAGCAGUUGUCGCCACGGCGACUGUCACGGGAACAGGCACCGCCAAUGCCACAGGCACAGCCACAGGCACUUCCACUGCCACUGCCGGCGGCAGCAACAUCCACAGCUCCAACAGCAAUGCCAGCGAUGCCAGCACGACACAUCGCAAAGGUCACAGGCGGCAGGAAUCAAUGUACCAGAUGACCGGACUCUACUCUGAGACGAACAGCGGCGAUGACAGCAGCAUAGACGCGGCACUGGGGGACACACAGUUGCCACCCACAAGUGGUACGGCUGCUGCUGCCACGGCGGACAGUAGCGUGAUGGUCAAGUGCCACAGUCGACAGGCGUCUGCGGGCAAGUGUCCGGCGGAUGAGGAGGAGGACUACGACGAAGAGCAGUUCAGCUCCGGCGAUUGCGGCAUACUCAACUGCCGGCCGAGUGGCAUUCAGAGAUUCGCUCGCAUCAAAAUCUUUGUGCUGCUGUUGUCCCUCCUGGUCAUGAUGCAGCAGGCGCUCAGCUCGGGCUACAUAAACUCUGUGAUCACGACCAUUGAGAAGCGCUUCGAGAUACCCUCCAGCUACUCGGGCCUGAUAGCCUCCAGCUAUGAGAUUGGCAACGUCAUAACCGUCAUCUUUGUCAGCUACCUGGGCAGCCGUCGGCACAUUCCCGUGUGGAUCGGCAUCGGCGCCGUCAUAAUGGGCAUUGGCUCGCUGGUGUUUAUGGUGCCGCACUUUACCGGCGAGCCCAAUCCGGGCAUUGCCAUCCUGAACCAGACCAGCGACAACAUAUGCCGCAGUGCGCUGGUGCGUGACCAGGACAUGGAUCUGGGUCGCCUCUCCAGCGGUCUCUCCAACCAGCCGCUAGCACCCCACACGUUGCGCGAGGACAACUGCCUGGAGGGCAAGGCCUCCACCACGGGGCCCGUGCUGCUCUUCGUUCUGGCCCAGCUGCUGCUCGGCUGCGGCGGCAGUCCGCUCUUCACCCUGGGCACCACCUACGUGGACGAUCACGUGCGCACCGAGAGCUCUUCGAUGUACAUCGGUUGCAUGUACAGCAUGGGCGCCUUUGGGCCCGUCGUCGGCUUCCUUCUGGGCGCCUAUCUGCUCUCCUUUCACAUGGACUCGCUCACCUCUGCCACCAUAUCGAUCACUCCUGGCGACCGACGAUGGGUGGGCCUCUGGUGGGGUGGCUUCCUGCUGUGCGGCGUCAUCCUUCUGGUGGUGGCCGUGCCGUUCUUCUCCUUCCCCAAGGUGCUCGCUCGCGAAAAGAAGAAGAUUCGCAAGAGCAGCGUCGUCCAGCCUGUGCUGCCCAACAAUUCCGUGGUGGCUGGCGGUGUCGGCUUGGGUGGUGGUGGUGCUGUGGUGGCCACCGAUGAGCUCGGGAAGGUGGUGAAGAAGGUGGAGAUUGUGGCCGUCACAAGCAAGGAGGAGCAGCAGCAGCUGCCCCCAAAGGUGGACACUGGCUACGGAAAGGACAUCAAGGACAUACCCAAGUCGAUGCUGCGGCUGGUGAAGAAUCCCGUGUACAUUGUGACCUGCCUGGGCGCCUGCAUGGAGCUGAUGAUCGUCUCCGGCUUUGUGGUCUUCCUGCCCAAGUACCUGGAGACGCAGUUCAGUCUCGGCAAGAGCCAGGCGAACAUUUUCACGGGCUCGAUAGCCGUGCCCGGCGCCUGCAUUGGCAUAUUUCUCGGCGGCUGCAUACUGAAGCGAUUCCAGCUGAAGCCCAAGGGCGCCGUCCAGUUCGUGUUGAUCACGAACGUGAUUUGCCUCGCCUGCUACGCGAUGCUCUUCUUUUUGGGCUGCGACAACCUGAAGAUGGCCGGCACCACGAUCCCCUACUACACCAGCAACAAGGGUGGCUCCACGCUGGAGCAACCUUUCCAGGUGAAUCUCACGGCCGCCUGCAACUUUGGCUGCGAGUGCCUAACCAGCGAGGUGGAACCCGUCUGCGGCAACAAUGGCCUGACCUAUUUCAGUCCCUGCCACGCCGGCUGCACGGCCUUCUCCUCCAGCUCCAACUACACCAACUGUGCAUGUGUUCACGCCAACAUCUCGAGCAGCAUUUAUCGGGGCGCUGGCGGCAGCCAGGCCCAGGCUCUCAGCGCCAGAGACGACUUUGCCGAGGUCACUGUGGUGCCGGUGGCCACAGCAGGACCCUGUGCCACGCCCUGUCGCACCAUCUAUCCGUUUCUGAUUCUGCUCUUCUUUAUGACCUUCCUGGUGGCGUCCACGCAGAUGCCGCUGCUCAUGAUCGUCCUGCGCUCAGUGUCCGAGGAGGAGCGCUCCUUUGCCCUGGGCAUGCAGUUUGUCAUCUUUCGAUUGUUUGGCUACAUCCCAGCGCCGAUUCUCUUUGGCAAUCUCAUUGAUUCGACCUGCCUGCUGUGGAAAUCCUCGUGUGGCGAGAAGGGCGGUCGCUGUCUCAUCUACGACAUUGAGAAGUUUCGCUACAAAUAUGUGGGUCUUUGUGCCUCUGUGAAGCUGGUUGCUCUGUUCAUCUUCAUCGUGGACUGGUGGCUGGUGCGACGACGCAAGCAGCUGGAGAAGACAAAGCCGCUGAAUGCCAGCGAUCCCAUUAUUGGCUCCAUCAUUAGCCUGGACAAACUGUUUGAGGAAAAGCUGUCGGGUGCAGAGCCAGCCGCUGGCUUCGUUGGCGGUGCAGGAGAGCUGAUUAUACCCACAGAUAUAUUGCGGCACUCGCGCAAUGAUUCACGCACCAUGCAAAUGGAUUAUUGCUACGACAAGUGCGGUCAUGUGGUGCCGCCCACAAACACGUGCAACCAGCCGCAGACAAAGUCCAAGAAACAUUUCCGCAGCGCCUCGUGCGAUGUGAAGAUGAUCAAGAGCUUUGCCAGGGAUCACAACUCGUCGAGCGGGCCGGCAGAUGCCGCGGGACAGGAGGCCAGCGGUGGUGGCAGCAGCAACAAGUACAAGAAUCUCAAAAAGUUCCAGGCGCACACGCGCAACCACUCGACGGAUAUGCACGACAAUAGCCAGCCCAUACGCUUCAUCCAGAACCAGCUGCGGCCCCAGGACUGUGCCGAGGAGGAGGACGACGAUGAGCUGACCACCGGCUGCGGCCACUUUGUGAAGAAGCACUCUCGCAACCACAGCUACGAUCAGAUCUACAUGCCAAACAACAUACGCUUCGAUGCGGACUUUUUGCGUCAUCCCCAUGCGCACCACAAUCCCAAGAAGAACGUGAAUGUGCUCAAGAAUGUGGUGGCGGAGACGGGCGGCAAGCUCAAGAACUCCAACGAGAUGGAAGCCGGCUCUGGCUCUCGUGGCCAUUCGCGUAACAAUUCCAAGGACUUGAACACCAAAAUUGCCACUGGUGCAGCUGCAUCGAGCAGCGGCGCUGCACAGCCAUCAGUUGAGCAGCCAGCAUCCACGACGGGACUGAGUGUCCUGCGACAUCGUCGCACCAACUCCAAGGAUCUGAACUACACAAUGCUGCCAGAGGUGUCAGCGCCUGUAGCUGCUGCUGUGCCCACUGUGAAUGUUAAUCGUGGUGGAGCCGGAGCAGGAGCAGGAGCAGCUGGGCAUCAGCAGCAGCACACGCGGAAUACGUCGCACCACAAGAUUCAAAUCGACGACGACCGAAACGAGCUCAUCAACGACAACGAUGAGGAGGAGGACCGCUCAUCGAUGCGCCUGUAGUUCCUGUAGUUCCUUUUGCUCCCGAGUGCUUAGUGUAUGUCCCUCCCAGUUAGCUAUAAGCUAGGAUAUCGACACCAUUAGUGGCACCAUUCCAGGCACUUCCUUGGCCUCUUUGUGUGUGCGCCCCCAAAUGCAACUGCUCAUUGUACUUACAACCGAGUGUUCAAAUCUACUUUCCUCGUAGACAAACCAACAACCACAACAAUAGAAAUCUUUUGAUAUGUGCAAGCAACGUGUUCAAAUCCAAGUGUAAUCCGCAAUCGAUUCACAAACGUUGGUAUGCUCGACACAAUUGCAGAUAAUAUUUAUGGAUCUAUGGAUCUAGGCACUAGAAUAGGCAUCAGAUAUACAGAUAUACCGCGAUAUACCGAUAUAGAUACAGAUACAGAUAUAGUAAGAAAAGUAGCAGCAUAUUGUAGGACGUAGAUCGUUGUGAUAGGAAUAUUUUGUAUUGUAUUUUGUAGAGUGGAAGAUUGGAACGUAGUGGAAUCUCGGUUUCGUAGUGGAGACAGACGCUUUGACUGAGACUGAGGCACUGGAAGAAUGAAAGGACAAGGAUAGAGAUACAGAGACAGAGACAGUGAAUAGAAGUGAAGUGAAGUUAGCAAUGAAUAGAAAAUUGAAUGUGUUUUAAUAAUCUACGAACGUGUAAACAAUUGUCAAUGGAAAUUGUGCUGUGAAACAAUGUGUGAGUAUAGGAAAACAACAAACAAAACAA